UCUCCUCGCAUAUCUACCUGCUCCACGCUUCUUUCUCCCUUUUCCCCUUCCUCCCCCUCCAGCUAGCGGAGCAACUCACGCUCCCCCCCUCCCUUCCCUGACUCUCUCGGUUCAGCCGCCCAGCUGCCAACAUGGGUAAGACGCGCGGUAUGGGAGCCGGGCGCAAGCUGCGCAACCACCGGCGCAACCAGCUGUGGGCGGACAAGCAGUACAAGAAGAGCCACCAGGGCAACGAGUGGAAGAAGCCCUUCAUGGGCUCCUCGCACGCCAAGGGAAUUGUCCUCGAGAAGAUUGGCAUUGAGGCCAAGCAGCCUAACUCCGCCAUUCGCAAGUGCGCGCGAGUGCAGCUGAUUAAGAACGGCAAGAAGAUCGCCGCGUUUGUGCCCAACGACGGUUGCCUCAACUUCAUUGAGGAGAACGACGAGGUCCUCAUUGCUGGGUUCGGGCGUAAGGGCCACGCUGUGGGAGAUAUCCCCGGAGUGCGGUUCAAAGUUGUGAAGGUGUCGGGAGUGUCGCUGCUGGCGCUCUUCAAGGAGAAGAAGGAGAAGCCGCGCUCCUAGAUGGAUAGAGAAGCAGCACUAGAAGCCGGGUUCCGUGGUCACUCUGGACCCAGCUGAGUUGGCUUCUGGAUUUAAGAACACAAGCAGCGCUCAUGAAUCCAUGGCUGGAUGGCGAUUGGCUCAGCCCGUAAGCCAUUCUACCGUGUUGCAGCUCAUGAAUCACCUGCUCGCUCAGGUCUCCCGUUCACCUCCUCAGCGUUAACCUUCGCUCCCAUCUCCAGAUUCUCCACUCCCCACAACUGCCUUCUAUCGCCUGCCUUCGACAGUAGCCCUCAUUCCACAGGGGAAUGUAUUCAAGCCAGCUGCCAUGCCCCUCCCUCCACCCAUCUGCAUGCAUAUGUCAUGUGAUUAGUCCCCUCUAGUUGCUCCUGCCAGUGCUGCUGGGGGGUUUGCAAGUUUGCCAGUAGAAAUUUACCCAUGUAAUGCAAUGUCUUGCUAUAAUUUGGCAUCUGGUUACCACACUACACUACGCUCUGUUACCAAAACGAGGCCUGGCAA
This is a messenger RNA of Closterium sp. NIES-67, 1058 nucleotides long. NCBI's taxonomy places the organism in Eukaryota, Viridiplantae, Streptophyta, Zygnematophyceae, Desmidiales, Closteriaceae. The record is from the annotation of a GenBank genome assembly.